UAGAGCAAGGACUUUCAUUUUCAGGCCGGGUAGGUUGCCCACCAACAACACAAGUAAACGGCAAAAUAGAUUAAGAAUCGGCAGCACAAUCGCCAGCCAUCCUUUGAAGAAACGUAUUAUUUAGGAAUUAAAUCGCCAUUGUUGAUCACAAGAAAUACUAACAAGUAAAAUCGAAAAAGAAGGCACAAGAAGAGGCGCAUAGAAACAUUUUCAUACUCGAUGACAUUACAUCGCAAUGUCCGAUCGUUUGGGGCAAAUAACCAAGUCCAAGGAUGGGAAAAGCAAGUAUUCCUCACUCAGCCUAUUUGAUAAGUACAAGGGAAAGUCUAUAGAAACUCAGAAAACCGCAGCAGUUCCACGACAUGGCUUACAGAGUCUUGGCAAAGUGGCCGCAGCCCGGCGCAUGCCCCCACCUGCUCACCUGCCGAGCCUGAAGUCGGAGAACAAAGGAAACGAUCCCAGCGUGAUUAUUGUGCCCAAAGACGGAACAGGAUGGGCAAACAAGCAGGAACAACCCGAUCAAAAGAGUUCCAUUGCAUCAACAGCACAGCUGCCGGAGUUGCAGCCGCAGCUGGCUUUACAGAAAUCUGUCUCCAAUCUCCAGAAGCCCACACCGGUAGCCAGUCAGGAGAGCGCAAACACAGGUGGACCAAAGCAAUGGGCCCAGCUAAAUGGAAAGGCCGUAGAACUAGAUGGUUUAAGGGCCUCAAACCGACUGCAGCCCUUCUCUCACGAGGAAUUUCCAACGCUGAAGGCUGCUGGGGAACAGGACAAGGCUGGCAAGGAAAGAAGCGCCUUCGAUCCGUCGUAUGGGCCCGGACCAAGCCUCCGCCCCCAGAAUGUGACAAGUUGGAGGGAGGGUGGUGGGAGGAACCUUGUGCCCUCAUCCCUGCCGGCAGGCCUGCCCUCAGAUUUCGAGGGCAAGGCCAGCGGCGUGGCUGAGACUGGGAGCCCCCCUCCACCUCUUCCCCCCUCUGCCUCCUCCUCUGCCCUCUCUGCCCCCAUGGUCAGUCCCAACCCUGCCACCGUUGUCAGCGCCCCUCCAGUCCCGGAGCUCAAGGAGCCCUCCCUGCGCCCCGCCCAGCCACUCCGCAGGCCCGCUCCCCCUGCCCUGAACCAUCACCAGCUCCACCACCCUACCACCACCACCACCUACCACGACAUGCUGCCUGCCUUCAUGUGCCCCAAAGAGACUUGUGAUGCUCCCGGCACUGCUGAACACACUGGCCCUGUCACUGUGGUCGCCCCAGUUCGCUUUGACAACAGGCCCACCUUCAGACAGCCCUACCCCAACAACAACCAAGAGCCCGUCAACGGCGAGGUGAGGAGAGAAGAAAACCGCUUCAUCCGUGGGCCCUCUCGCAACCCCUCCUCCCGACCCAUCCGUCGGCCCGGCGACAGACCCCCUCGUCCUGCCAUCAUCAACCCAGAGGACCUGAAGGAUCUGGACGAGCUGGACAACGACUGUGAAGACGGCUGGGCAGGUAUCCAUGAAGAAGUGGAUUAUGGCGAGAAACUCAAGUUCAGUGACGAUGAGGAGGAGCACGCCGAAAAGAACAAGAUGUGGGCUGAAUGGGAGAACCAGCGUCGCGAGCACCAGUUGUCGCUGAGCUCAGGAGAGGGGGUGUACCCCCAGGAGGGUCCUGAGGAGGAAGCUUACCAGGCCUACCAGGAGCAGAUGGCCCACAGGAAGACCAACAGCAGGUUCCCCUCUGGAGAACCACAGGCCCAGCAGAAGAGCUCCGGGCCGGGCAUGGCCCACCAGGGUGAACCCCUGGACAACCAGGAGGAGCGCCAGACCCAGGGCCCAGCCCGGGCCAAGUUUGUGUCACCGGAACUCUCGGAGGCAGUUGAGAGAGCUCGCCGUCGCAGGGAGGAGGAGGAGAGACUCGCCCGUGAGGAGAGACUGGCCGCCUGCGCCGAGAAGCUCAAGAGGCUAGACGAGAGGUUUGGGAAGACGGAGAGACAGUUGUUGAGGUCUGAGGAGGGAGCAAAGGAUGCAGAGAGCAAGGAGGCAGCACUGUCCCCUAGGAGAGAGAGCAAAAACCACCCGGAGAGCUGGCAAUACGGCAUGAAAGACGCUGAGUGUCCCUCGGAGCACUCCCCAGGCCAGCAGGACUACAGGGAAGAGGGCACCUCGGGCUUCACCCCCUACCGCAGUGAGGACGAUGGCGGGGCCGAGCCCACCUCUCCCCUGCCUGACUAUGCAAACCACCAGGCCUCCAAGCCCCUCCCUCCUCGCUUCCAAAAGCAGCAGCAGGACCAAGUGUAUAAAAUGCAGCACUGGCAGCAGCAGCAGUCUGGCCACCCCGCCCCCUCUGGCUCCAGCCACCCCCCGAGGGGGUACUACCCCCCACACGUGCUGGGCUUCGACCCCCGCUGGAUGAUGAUGCCCCCCUUCAUGGACCCCCGAAUGGCCCAGGGCCUCUCCCCUGUGGAUUACUACCCCAACGCUGUCCACUCUUCAGGAAUUAUGAAAUCGAUGAUGCAGCCAGACCACCUGAACAGCCCAGGGUCCGCCUCUGACGAGGGCUGCCAUCCCAGCAUGCAUCAGGAGAGGAGGGCCCCCUCCACCGAGCCCUACCCUGUGUGGAACCAAGAUGGCUACCCCCCUCGCAGUUUCACCCCACCCUACCAGAGACAGCACGAGAGCUCAGACAGGAGCCAGCCAGACGACCGGAGUGACAGGACCUGCUCCCAGCAGGACUUGUACGAAGAGAGGGGCAAAGAGUGCCUAGACAACCCCUCCGGUGACCUCUCCCAUCAGGCCUACCAACAGAGCAAAGGCCCCGACAGGGAUCACCACCCGCACGACCAAGGCCUGCUCUCCACAGCCCCGAGCCGGCCCCAGCAGCAGCAGCACGCAGACAGCGACUACCCCAAACAGGAGCCCAAAGACAGGUACCUGAAGGACAGCACUGACCCCCGCAACGAAGUCUUCGACACCUCCAAAGAAAAUGUUUUUGACUCAGACUUCCGGAGGCGAGAUGGAGGCCAGAAGAAGGAAAGUGUUGGUGUUCAGAACCAGCGAUCUGAUCAUGGCUCCAGCUCCCCUGCCAGCAGUGUAAGCCAGCCCUCUGAGACCGGCGGUAGGACCCUGACCCGCCGGACCGGUCCCAUAAAGAAGCCUGUGCUCAAGGCCCUCAAAGUGGAGGACAAGGAGAACGAGAAGCCCAAAGUGGAGCCUGAGGAGAAGGUAGUCCCUUACCGCCUGGAAAAGGAGGUGCUCACCAACGUAUAUGACCUGAAGAAAGACAACCAGCCCCUACUAAGUAACAGACGCUCGGCCUCGCCUGCUAUCGAGAAGCAGCCAGAAGAGAAGCAACACCAACUACUAGCUCCUGCUAAAGUAGAGCGGCCAGCCAGUACCCACAGUGAGGAUUUGCCGAAGGAGAACAGCUGGGACAGCGGAAAGAGCCAGUCCUCCAGAGACAGCCAGGAGAGCAGGGAGCCUGGUGCACCACGACGCAACAACUGGAUCUUCAUCGAUGAGGAGCAGGCCUUUGCCGGAGCCAGGGGAACGGGUAGAGGUCGGAGCCGUGGUGGCUUCAGGGAGUUCAGUUCCAGAGGAGACCGUGGUGGCCGGGGAGGCCGAGAGAACCCCAGAGGAGGCUACAACAACAAUAUCAACAGCAGGGACGCCACUGGAGCCCAGAGACCAGGCAGAGGCAGAGGACUGCCCAGGGACUUUGUCAAGGUGGAGGACCUGCAGAGGGGGAAGCCGAGGAGGCGCAACGUCAGCGAGACUCUGAGCGAGACCUCAGAGUACGAGGAGCUGCCCAAGCGGCGGCGCCAGAAGGGCUCUGAAAAUGGAGAGGGUGGCAGCUACCCAGAGCAGGGAGAGACCAGGAAGGCCGACCGAGACUCUUGGAGGUCCAACAAGGUGUACACGGAAGACCAGGCGGCCAGCGACGCCCGCGACAAGGCCAAAGCCAGCAGUAAGGGGUUCGGAGGCUUCGGCCGCUCGCUGCCUCCCAGACUCGACACUGGCAGGGUCUACAACACCAGCCGAGGGUUCAACAACGGCUCCAGAGACAUCUCCACCUGGAGGGGGCGGGGGACUCAGUUCGGCAGUGGCGGUGGGCCCAUGCAGGAGAAUGGCUACGGCCCAGGCACCGAGACUUACUCUAGGAGACCUCCACCACCUGCAGAGCGUGAGCCCUUCAAAUACACCCCCAAGUUUACUGGCUCUACUGGUUCCUUCAUGGAGAACGGUGCCGAGGACCGCAGCGGGGAGGGCGAGUACUACAUAGACAACGACAACCCUGGACAACAGCCAUUGAGAAGAAGGCGGCCGCCACGCCAGGACAAGCCCCCGCGCUUCCGCCGACUACGUCAAGAGCGGGAGCCCGGCAGCGGCCAGUGGACCAGCGACGAGUACAUCAACGGAUCGGAAGGAUUUGCCAACCCCUGGCCGGGCCGCUCCAAGGAGGGAGGUAAAGAGGACGGCUGGCCCAGUGGCCACUACUCCGGAGGGGGAGGGAGGUCCGGUGGUCAGCACGGCCAGGCGGAGGACUGGGAGACUGGCUCGGAGAACAGCGACUUCAGCGACUGGAGGGAGAAGCGUGGUGGAGGGCAGCAGCAGCAGGCCCACGGGGGAGAUGUGCACUCAGACUCAGGCCACGGGGAGCCUGGGUCUGGGGAAAAGAGGGAGCUGGCCAAGAGGAGUUUCUCCAGCCAGCGCCCCCUGGUGGACCGGCAGAACAGGAAGGGAGAGCUGGAGGGGAACAAGAUGACACGCUCCUCAGAGAACCCUAACGCUCUGCCCUCCUGCAACAGGAACGACGGCUGGCAGAACGGAGGGUCCUCCAACCAUAAUAGCAGGAGCCCAGAGGAGUCAGGCCAAGUCUACAAUGUUGAGCAGUCUGAGGAGGGCCACCAGCCCAACGAACCCUCGGGGAAGAAGCUGGACAAGGAGCUGAAGCCCAGGUCUGUGAAGGGAGACAUGGUCAAACCACUGAACCAGUACGACCUCAACAGCUACCCCAUUGAGGGGGAUUCUGGGGGUCCUAGUCCAGAUGGGUUCCAAGACCUGUCCAAGAAACAGCAGCGGCGCCCACAGGAAGACGACAGGAGGAGAAAGGAACAAGGAGCUCCGGUUCCAGUAAAGAACAGACCGAUCACCUCCAAGAUGCCCCCGCGGUUUGCCAAGAAGCAGGGUGGCAUGACCAUGGAUCAGCCAGAAGAGGGACUCUCUGCCAACAACCUGGGCACAGAGAUCUGGGAGACUAACAGCUCAGCUCUGUCAGUCCAGUCAUCUGGAGGGGACUCGUGGACCAAGCAGGUCUCCUUCACAGGCAGCGAGCCCAACUCUGAGGACUCUGAUGCGGGGCCUGAGCAGAGCAAGGAGCAGCACAAGCCCGGCCCCAUCGGCAACGAGCGUUCACUCAAGCACCGCAAGGGCUCAGAGGGUGUGGAGCGUCUGGAGGGGAGGCCCAUCACGCCCGUCAACGGCGUGGACCUCCACGUGGACACGGUGCUGCCCGUGCCACCCAUUGAGUUUGGUGUGAGCGCCAAGGACUCUGACUUUAGCCUGCCACCCGGUUCCACCCCAGUGCCUGUGUCCAACCCUGUCACCAAGCUGCAGGACGCCCUCGCCAGCAACCCGGCCCUGACCCAAGCCAUUCCCAUGCUGCGUAGAGACCACCUGCAGCCUGGCAUCAACCUCAACCCCAUCUCUUUCCCCAGCGCUGACCUCACACUCAAGAUGGAGUCGGCCCGUAAGGCGUGGGAGAACUCCCAAUCUCUCCCCGAGCAGGGCUCUCCUGGUGGGGGGGCCUCUGGUGCCCAGCCCCCCUGCAGCGUGGGCUCCUCCAGCGGGGUCAGCUACAGCUCUUUCGGAGGGGUGUCCAUGCCCCCCAUGCCCGUGGCCUCCGUGGCGCCUUCCAUGUCCAUGCAGGGUAACCAUGUCCCCCCGCUGUAUCUGGACGGCCAUGUCUUUCCCAGCCAGCCUCGUCUGGUGCCCCCAACCAUGACCCAGCAGCAGAGCUACCAACAGGCAGCGGCUGCUGCCCAGCAGAUCCCCAUCUCCCUGCACACCUCUCUGCAGGCCCAACUUGGUCUCCGGGGAGGCCUUCCCGUCUCCCAGUCCCAGGAGAUGUUCAACUCCAUCCCCCCCUUCAGGUCCCAGGUGUACAUGCACCCCAAUCUGUCCCAGCCUAACCCCAUGGUGCUGUCAGGCGGUGGCCCCCUCAAGGGGCCCUAUUCGGCCUUCCCGGGCAUGCAGCCAUCGGACAUGGUCAAGCCUCAGUCGGGCUCCCACUACCAGCCCAUGAACGGCAGCCAGGCCAUGGUCUACGACGGCCAGAUGAACCAGGGCCCUGGCAUGGGCUCCUCCCAGCUCAUGGACUCCCAGCUCAUCCAGGUGACCAUGCCCCUGCCGGGCUCCCAGCUGCGUUAUGGCUCUGCCCAGCAGCACCUCAUCCUGCCCCAGUCCAUCCAGCUCCAGCAGGGCCAGAACCUCUCCGUGGGAGCCGCCCGCAGGAUGCUCCCCCCUGGCUCCCAGCCCCCCGUCAUGACCGGCAGCAGAGAGAAUUUCCCAAUGUCUGCUGGUCCGUAUACUACUUACAAGACCUCCCAGAUGGAAAUGAAAGGCUUCCAGUUCUCUGACAAGCCCAAUCACAGCCAGGGCAUGCCUGGAGGAUACAACAGACCAGGGUCUGCCAGCCCCAGUGGGAAGCAGUCUGGCCCUCUGCCUGGGCAUUACACCCAGCAGAAGACGACCUCCAUGCAGGCCGUUCAGCAGCGAGGCUGGGCUUGCAGUGGCCCUGGCCUGACCUGUAGUUGCUGCUACAGAGACCCAGCCACCGGCUGGUUUGAGGCCCUGCUGUGCCCCCUCCACGGCAAGGUUCCCCCUCCCCAGGGCAGCAUGGUUAUGCACAUGCGUCCCCCCACCACCGGCCCCUUCCCCACCCCCAUCCAGAGACCUGUCAUGCAGGUCAACAAGACAGUCAUCAUCCGCUCCCCACCUUACCCCAAUCCCGGGCGCGAGCCCCCCCACUCCACCCCCCCCUCAGCCCCCGAGCCCCCCAUCAAGGGGCCGGAGGAUGGCAUGAAGAGUAAAGCCCUGCGAGAUAGGCGCCAGCUGGUGGGUGAGGGGAAGGCGCUGUCGUGGGGCCUGAUGACCAGCAAACUCCAGGAGUCCCUUCCCGGCUGGCAGGGUAAACCAGCACCAUGCACCUGAGCCAUCAAACCCCAGGCUGUCAAAGUGGAGGGCAAGGCAUGGCAAAGGACCUUAAACCACCUUUUAACCUCCACCCAACCUGCCUCUGGAAGACACAACCCCCUGCACCCUCUCUCAGCCCACCUCUCAGCCUUCUAUCGCCAACCCCCAGAUCGGGCGCCAAACUGAGGAGCAGGCAGGCAUACUCCACCAACUCCCCGAACUGUCAGAACCGGACACUAUUAUUAUUAUUAUUAUUAUUAUUAUUAUUAUUAAACACCACGUAUAGAGAUAUAUAAAUAUAUAUAUAUAAAUAUAUAUAUACAUAGACACAAUAGUUUGGGACACUCCUCUAAGCAGACUCUUCAAGGUCCUCCUUAUUUAUUAACAUUGUCCUUUUCGAGAGAAGAAUGGUAACAAAAAAAAUAGAAAAUAAAUUCACGUUUUCUGUGUUGCUCUGUAUCCAAAAAAGGAAACGAACAGCUCCUGCAGACAGUUCACUCUCCUAGUUCACCCCUUUUUUGCCAAACUGUACUUUUUUGGACUAUACCCCAGUAGAAGAGGCAGACACUUGACAUGUCAGCACAAGAAAGCAAAUCUGUAAGUGUUAAAAAAAACGUGUCCUUUCCCCCACUUUUUUUUUUUUUGCUGGUAACUGUGGAGUUUUAAUCUAAAAAUAAUAUUUAAAAAAGUAUUUGCCUAUUUGCUCUGUUAUUAAAGGACUUCAAACCCUGAUUUUAAGGACAUCAUUGUGUGUAAACAUGGAAAUGUGUGAACCAGGGCGUGUCGCCCUGAGAGACCCCUGGGGUACUUCACACAGCUCGUGAACUGUGACAAAACUGCUUAGAUUUUUAGAAAAUGUUUGUUAUUUUUAAAAGGCUGUUUAUUUGCUUUUUUUCUGUCGCUCUCAUGUGUUUUGUAAACAGAAGCAAAAACUAGGACAUUUUAGAGAAAUCAUCUUCUUGCCUCAUUUGAAGCUAUCCUAGCGUUAAUGCAGUGUGUGCAUGUGAUGUGCUGAAUGUGUGAUAAUCGUAGGGCCUAAUCCAGGAUCCUAUCGCAACAUUUCAAAAGUCAGCGGACACUGCUGUUGUAGUGUGUGGUUUUGAUCAACCGAGCUGGCAAAAAAUGUGGUUUAUUCUAUAGUGUUGGGGAGUGAGGGGUAUCUAUAGUGUUUGGGAGUGACGACAGGCUUCAUUGACUUACUGUAUGAUCCCAAUAGCUGAUUGAAAUGAAUAGCUGAAAUCUGAAUUCACAUCUGAUACAUGUCAAGUGAUUUUAUAUUCCCUCUCCUAGAGUGUUUUUGCUUUUGCUCCUAGACCUAUUAAACACUUUUCUGUAUUUUUCUUUUUUAACAACUCGAUGGAAAGGAGGAGAGGUUAGUGAAAUAAUGAGUAGGCACACCUCCCUAGUGAACAUUCAGCACCAUGUAAGAUCUCUGGGGUGGCGCUAGCAAUAAACGCAGCCUAACUAUAACUCUCAAUCAGGGUCCAAAUAUAUAUUUUUAUGUUACAAUUUCAUGACAACAGAGUUUAGAAUUGCUUGAUGAAUUAAUGUACUUUCUUUGCGUAGGUUUUUUGUGAACGCUGCAGUUGUUUUGGGCUCCCUGAAGAAGGAAUAUUAAAGCAUUUCUGUUUUGUUUAAAAAUAUGAACUGUUGGCAUCAUCUGUGAUAAAAAAAGUCACUCAUUUUGAAACGUACUAUUCCAAUGUCAUAACUGGUUAUAAAUGUUACUGCGUAUUAAUGAUCCAUGACACUACAAAAUGUUCAGACUCAUCUUUAUGGCAGUGUUUCACUGACGUCUGUACAUGAUGCAUACCUGUUCAACUAUAUUCAGAGUUACGGUCGGUCGGGGAGGGUGGGAGUCUAAAAACGUAUGUUUGAUUCAUAUAUUGUAUCACAAAUCAAAGGAUAAAUGGUCACUAUGAUGUUCUCACAGGGUGGACUGGCUUAUUGGACGUUGUGAUGGCUUUUUGCCCCUCUCUUCUGUGCUUUUUGCUGUGACAGGACCCUGUCAGUUUUUGGACAGAGACUGGAAGGUGUACACUGAAACGGCUUAUACACACCUGAGGAACUGCAUUUAGUUUCCGCCUUCUCUCGUCUUCACUCAUUACUGUACCUACACCAAGAUAUCGCCCUGAUGCUUUUUUUGUUGGUACUUUUAGGAUACGUAUUUCAUUUGUCAGAGGACCAGUGCAUUCUGGAACUGAUCAUACGGUCUAUUUAUCCUACCUGAUGUUUAUCUUUUCAGAUAUGCGAUCAUAUUCGCCCUUUCCUUAUUUAGAGAAAAAAUAAAGCAGUUGUGCUUUUUCAAAACCUUUGUCCUUGUUAAAUGUGUAUUGUAUUAAAGGCUGUCAAUUGGA
This is a messenger RNA of Coregonus clupeaformis (lake whitefish), 9522 nucleotides long. Its product is annotated as protein PRRC2B. Bases 236 to 7183 code for a protein of 2315 amino acids. Lineage: Eukaryota; Metazoa; Chordata; Actinopteri; Salmoniformes; Salmonidae. Gene Ontology annotation, biological process: cell differentiation. The transcript is spliced from 30 exons. The record is from RefSeq and is a predicted model, not a curated record.